ACGUUUUUAAUCAAUUUUUGUCAAUGAGGGAAAUAUUUAAUAAUUCUUAAUAAAUUUUAAAUCAAAUAAAAUAUGAUACCAGCUAAAAGAUGUAUUUCCGAAGUACUAAGAAGAAGAAGUUCUUUUUUCAACAGAACAUUAAUAAAACGAUCUGCCAGAUUAAAUUUAUCCAGAAUAGAACAUUGUCGAGGAAAAGCAGACAAUUGUAAUGAGAAUUUCAAUUCACUUUUUAAACCUAUCCCAGUAAAAACAAAUGAAAAUAAAAUAAACGUUGGUGCAGAACUCACUGGUACUUUGUCUAGAAAAGAUAUUUUAAAUAUUUUAGAAAAAUUCCGUGAACAGAAAGAAAUUGCAUCACUUUCUUUAGAAUAUGGAUUGGAUGAAUAUCUUCAAAAUCAAGUUCAUGAUCAUUUUAAAAAAUAUUGCUUACAAACAAACACAUUGCCUGUGGAUCUUCAUGUAAUUUUAAGUGAUAUCCUUCAAGAAGCUAGACAUAUAACAGACAUAUUUCCAUAUUACAUUCGUCAUGCCAAGGAAAUAUUUCCCCAUAUCGAUUGUAUUGAUGAUUUAAAAAAAAUUGGCGAUCUUCGAACACCAGUUAAUUGGUAUCCUUUGGCUAGGGAAAAAAAGAGAAAAGUUAUUUUUCAUGCUGGCCCAACGAAUAGUGGCAAAACUUAUCAUGCUCUUGAAAAAUUCAAAAAUUCAUCAUCUGGUCUUUAUUGUGGUCCAUUGAAAUUAUUAGCUGUCGAAGUUUUCAAUAAAUGUAAUGAUAGUGGAACUCCAUGUGAUUUAAUAACCGGAGAAGAUAAAAGAUUUGCACGUGGUCCUAAUUUUCCUGCAAAUCAUGCUGCAUGUACAGUUGAAAUGGCAAAUGUUAAUACACCUUAUGAAAUAGCUAUAAUAGAUGAAAUUCAAUUGUUAAAAGAUUAUGGAAGAGGUUGGGCUUGGACAAGAGCUUUCCUUGGACUUUGUGCGGAUGAAGUUCACGUAUGUGGUGAACCUGGUGCAAUUAAUCUUGUGCAGUCACUAUGUGAAGCAACGCAAGAUACAUUGGAAAUUCGAAAUUAUCAACGUUUAACAAAUUUAAUAGUUGAGAAUUCAGCAUUAACUGAUUUAAAAAAUACUCGUCCUGGCGAUUGUAUAGUGUGUUUUAAUAAAAACGAUAUUUACAGUGUUUCACGUAGUCUUGAAAAAAUUGGCAAAGAAGUCGCUGUUAUUUAUGGUAGUUUACCGCCUGGUACAAAAUUCUUACAGGCAGCAAAAUUUAAUGAUCCGGAAAAUCCUUGUAAAAUAUUAAUUGCAACCGACGCUAUUGGAAUGGGUUUAAAUUUACAUAUACGAAGGGUCAUAUUUUAUUCAUUGGUAAAACCGUCUGUUAAUGACAAAGGAGAAAAAGAAAUGGACAUUAUCAAUGUUUCGUCUGCUCUCCAAAUUGGUGGACGUGCAGGUCGUUUUGGUACACAAUGGAAUACGGGUUACGUAACAACUUAUAGACCACAGGAUUUGAAAAUGUUAAAAAAACUUAUGAGUUCAGUACCUGAACCUAUAGUUAAAGCUGGUUUGCAUCCAACUGCAGAACAAAUUGAAAUGUAUGCCUAUCAUUUACCUGAUGCUCCACUUUCGAAUUUAGUGGAUAUUUUUGUCUCAUUGUGCACUGUAGAUGACUCAUUAUAUUUUAUGUGUGACAUGAAUGAUUUUAAAUAUUUAGCUGACAUGAGUCAACAUGUAAAUCUUCCUCUGCGUGCUCGUUAUGUUUUUUGUUGUGCGCCUAUCAAUAAAAAAUUACCAUUCCUUUGUACCAUGUUUUUAAAGUACGCUCGUCAAUACAGCAAAAAUGAUAUUAUUUCUGCAAAAUGGGUUCAACAAAAUAUUGGUUGGCCCCUUCCGAAUCCUAUGAAUAUUCAAGAAUUAACAAAUUUAGAGGCUAUUUUCGAUGUGUUAGAUCUUUACUUAUGGUUAAGCUAUCGAUUCCCAGAUUUAUUUUGUGAUGCAGAUGAAAUAAGACAAAUGCAAGAAAAUUUAGAUUCUCUAAUUCAAAAGAGUAUAAUUCUUUUUACACAAUUACUUAAAAAUUCGGAGAAAGGUAUCGUAAGCAAUGAAUCAACAGUACCUUUAUUACCAGUUCAAGGUAAAGUUACGGAAUCAUUGAUAGCUCAAGGUCAAUUAACUGUUGACAUGCUCGAAAAACUUCACUUAGAAUGGGAACAGGCGUCAAAAAAGAAAAAAAAGGAUUCACGAAAAAUAAUAAAAGAAUCAUUACCAGAUACAACAACAAAAGUAGAAACAAUACGAACAGGAGAAACAAAAAGAGGAAGACCAAAAAAGCAAUGAGCAAAUAUUGUUUUAAUAAUAAUAUUAAUGAUCGAUAUUACAAAUCAAUUUUUUCAAUAAAAAUUAUAUAUAAAAUAAAAAAAAAAAUUUAUUAUAGAAAAUUAAAGAAAUUCUUAGUAUAGAAAA
Leptopilina boulardi is the source of this 2457-nucleotide messenger RNA. RefSeq names its product ATP-dependent RNA helicase SUV3 homolog, mitochondrial (gene Suv3). The record is from RefSeq and is a predicted model, not a curated record. Lineage: Eukaryota; Metazoa; Arthropoda; Insecta; Hymenoptera; Figitidae. Gene Ontology annotation, cellular component: mitochondrial degradosome. Gene Ontology annotation, biological process: mitochondrial RNA 3'-end processing; RNA catabolic process. Bases 73 to 2331 code for a protein of 752 amino acids. The transcript has 15 exons. Gene Ontology annotation, molecular function: hydrolase activity, acting on acid anhydrides; RNA helicase activity; ATP binding.